AUGUCUGGACGCGGGAAGGGUGGCAAAGGCUUGGGAAAGGGAGGAGCGAAGCGUCACAGGAAGGUCCUUCGCGACAACAUUCAAGGCAUCACAAAGCCAGCGAUUCGUCGUCUGGCUCGUAGAGGUGGAGUGAAGCGUAUCAGUGGGCUUAUCUACGAGGAGACUCGCGGUGUUCUCAAGAUCUUUCUCGAGAAUGUGAUUCGCGAUGCUGUUACCUAUACAGAACACGCUAGGAGGAAGACGGUGACUGCCAUGGAUGUGGUCUAUGCUCUCAAGAGGCAGGGAAGGACUCUGUAUGGGUUCGGUGAACGUUCCAUGGCGGCGCUCAAGUGGGCUGAAGUUGUACGACGUCUAAAGCUUCUCCAACGACUGGGAUUGUUGAAGUCACCCCAUGAAUCCAUGCCUUCAAAUAGAGACUAUUCAUCUUUUCACUACUACUUCUGA
Molecule: messenger RNA, 444 nt
Organism: Ilex paraguariensis (yerba mate)
Lineage: Eukaryota; Viridiplantae; Streptophyta; Magnoliopsida; Aquifoliales; Aquifoliaceae
Source: the annotation of a GenBank genome assembly